AAGAAUGUUAUAGCCUCAACUUGUGAACCUAAGACUCAGGGCUACACCUACUUGUGGAGGGUAAAUGGUCAGAGCCUCCCGGUCAGUCCCAGGCUAAAGCAACCCGGUAAAACCAGGAUCCUCAUUCUAUCCAAUGUCACAAUAAAUGACACAGGACCCUAUGAAUGUGAAAUAUGGGACCGAGUUGGUAGCAUCUGCAGUCACCCAGUCACCCUGAAUGUCCUUUAUGGUCCACAAGUCCCCAGGAUUUUCUCUCCAUUGACCUAUUACCGUUCAGGAAAAACCCUCCAGUUGUCCUGCUUCGCUGACUCUAACCCACCGGCAGAGUAUUCUUGGACGAUUGAUGGGAAGUUUCUGCAAUCAGGACAAAAGCUCUCUAUCCCCCAAAUUACUACAGAGCAUAGCGGGCUCUAUGGUUGCUCUGCUCGUAACUCAGCCACUGGCAGGGAACGUUCCACAUUCAAGAGGAUCAAAGUCUUUCGUAAGUGGAUCCCUGCAUCAUUGUCAACAGGGUUUUAGGUGGAGUCUAUCUGGCUUUCAGAGAAGAGUCAGGAAAACAUUUUUAUUCCCAGCCUGUGUCACAUGGGCAGAAGCAAAUCCUAAAUUCUCCUCCUGAACCCUCCCAAUUUGUCUCUACAGACUCUCUUCUCCUAGUUUUUCUGUUUUCUCAUGGUUGACCUUGUGUCCAGCCUGAGAAAGGUAGGGAGGGGGCUUUGUCAGCCCUGAGCCCUAUGUGGUGGAAGAGGCUUCACAGAGGGACAAGAAGGAGAGUCCUCAAGAUCAAGUUGCUUCUUGCUGUCACCAACACAUCCUUUUCCACUACAUCUUUGUUUUCUUUUACCUACUCCAUGAGCUACAAGGAACAUCUGAGGCUUUGAAACAAGCUCACAUUUUUCCCCCAAAUGAGAGGAGGAAGCCCCUUGGAUGAGGGAGGAGCAGCUCAGACUGCUCCUUACUCUGCUCCGGGCUUCUCUGGUGACUGGCCCUGCCUGACUCCACCUGGGGUGGGACCAGCAUGUGUGGAGAAAGAGCCCUGCUGACCUGUCCUGAAUUUGGCUAAAUCGAGCUGCCAGUUGAAGUGAAGCCUAGGCUGCAGGGAAAUAAGAAGAGAGGGAGCUUUGGGGCAGACUCUUGAGCUGUGUCCUGUCUCUGAAGUCACCGGCUGUAUGAGGCUGUGGGCACUGCAUGUGGGACACAGCACAGAGGACAGUGAGUGAUGCACACUUGAAUAAAUAGGGAGAUUCACCUCUGGGGCUCUGCAUGGCAGGAAAGGGGCAAUGGAAAACGUGUGUAUUUGUAGAGUGUAAGACUACCAGGACACUUUAUAUAUAUCUAAUAUAAGAUUUAUCGUUAACUGUUUCUAUGUGUGCAAUUUAGUGUUGUGUAACCAUCACACUAUCCAUUUCCAGAACUUUUUCGUUUUACCAUAUUAAACCUCUGUAUCCUAUAAACAGUAACUCUCACGUCUUCUCCCCGUAUCCCUCAGCACAUACCAUUCUAAUUUUUGUCUCUAUGUAACUGGCUAGUCUAUCUUUUAUAAAUGGAAUUAUAGAAUAAUUAUUCUUCAAUGUCAAGCUUAUUUCAGUUAGCAUAAUGUCUUCAAGGUUCAUCCACUUUGCACGAUAUGUUGGAAUUUUAUUCCUUGUUAAGGUUGAAUAACAUUUCGAUGAAGAGAUAUACCUCAUUUGCCUACCCACUUAUCUUUCAGUGGACUUUUUCGUUGUUUCCAUUUUUUGGCUAUUGUGAGUAA
Molecule: messenger RNA, 1750 nt
Organism: Macaca mulatta (Rhesus monkey)
Lineage: Eukaryota; Metazoa; Chordata; Mammalia; Primates; Cercopithecidae
Source: RefSeq, a predicted model, not a curated record